Adineta ricciae is the source of this 597-nucleotide messenger RNA. Lineage: Eukaryota; Metazoa; Rotifera; Eurotatoria; Adinetida; Adinetidae. The record is from the annotation of a GenBank genome assembly.
AUGUAUGUACCUCAACGACCAGGUCCGUAUAUCUACAAUGCACCACCAUAUGGUAUUCCAACGUACGCAACUGUAUCUUAUCCGCCGAGUUCAAUAGAUAUCCAUUGGUAUAAUGCAUGGCCACGCGUUCGAACAAUUCUGUUAGCGAUAAUCAUGUUAAUUUGUAGUGCAGCGAUAAUUAGUCUUGAUAUUGCUAAUCUGGCGAUUGAAGGAAGUAAAUCGAAUGAUACAUCUAGGUUUGGCUCGGGUCCGGGUAAAGUUGGAGCUGGUAUUUGGAGUGGAACUGUUGCAUUCGUUGCAUCUAUUUGUAUUUUAACCAUCGUAUUUCUGCAAAAUAAACGGCAAGCAUCAACUUCUGCAUUGAUUGCUGUUACAUUAGCAUUCCUUUUAAUGGUUGUUCUUGUUGGUUUGAUAGGUAACACUGUGCAAACAAAUCUUUAUUUAACCAACGUCACUGAUGCCGAUAAAAUACAACAUAAACUUUUAAUCGCAAUGCUUUCUGUUGGUUCAUUUGUCGUAGUACUUUGUAUAAUCUUUUUUCUUUUGUACAGUCGAGUAUUCUUUUCUCCAUCCUAUCGUCAAUCAAUAAAAUACUAA